Messenger RNA from Hydractinia symbiolongicarpus, 2490 nucleotides. RefSeq names its product protein lin-9 homolog. Lineage: Eukaryota; Metazoa; Cnidaria; Hydrozoa; Anthoathecata; Hydractiniidae. Gene Ontology annotation, cellular component: transcription repressor complex; nucleoplasm. Gene Ontology annotation, biological process: regulation of transcription by RNA polymerase II; DNA-templated transcription; regulation of cell cycle. The record is from RefSeq and is a predicted model, not a curated record. The transcript is spliced from 6 exons. Bases 395 to 2140 code for a protein of 581 amino acids. Gene Ontology annotation, molecular function: DNA binding.
AUAAUCGCAACGCAUCUAUAUUUUGUCUUCCAGAACUUUACUAUUUUUCUUGUUAUUUGCAAAGAAAGUAAAAAUUGCGCGAAAAUUAAUGCGUGCGACGUAGAUCUUUCCGCUGCGCAAAAAUUAAUAGUAAAGUGCAUCGUGUUCGCCUUCUCUUUCCGCUCACGUCCAAGCCUUGUUUUCGUGGCCUAGUAGUUAAUCCGAUUCCCGGCUAAAGCAUCCGGGACUGUUUAAAUGGUCCCGAAGAACGCAUAUCGGGGUGCUCGCGGUUCAGUUUAAAAACAUCUCUUCAGUGCUGACGACCCAUGGCUGGAAUUUUUAUGUGUGGCAAGUUUUUGAUGUUGCCUUUACCAGACAACAGCUAAGGUGGUUAUAGUUUAAAGGACAAGCAAUAAUGGAUGUUGUUGAUGAGAUUGAGGAUGACCAAAUUAUCAAGCUGGAAUUUGAAGAUGAUGAAACUGAAGACAUGGGCUCUGCACAAGCUUUAGUGACACUUCAUGAUUCAGUCCAAAAUAUGCCAAGAAAACAUAAAUCAGCAUUGCAGGAAGCUGUCCAGGAUGCUUCACCUUUGAAACGGCCUUAUGUACACAAUGAUCAAAGAACAUCACAUGAAAGCUUGGAAUCAUAUGUAGACGUGCAUACUCACGCAAGAAAGCAGUCUUAUCCAUCAAGAAUGCCAGAUGGUGUUUUGGCAAAUGAACCAUACUUUACUGCUGCACAGCAGCGUGUUAUGAAGGGACUUUUAAAUAACAUAAACAACAUCCUCAAGCAAUCUGCUGGUCGCCGUUGGGUGUAUUACGAAUGGUUUUAUUCAAACAUUGAUAGAGCGCUGUUGUUGGGUGAAAAUGACUUCCAAAGUUGCCUUCAACAAAUGUUUAAGAAUAUUAAAAUAAAAAACUUGACGAGAACCCAGUGGUCUAUGAUUCGAAGGCUGAUGGGUAAGCCUAGGCGUUGUUCUCCGGCGUUCUUUCAAGAAGAGAGAGUUUCUUUAGAAGAAAAAAGAAAAAAGAUACGAUACUUACAUCAGUUGAAGGGAUUUGAAGUCACUGACAUGAGUCAAUUCAAAGAUCUUCCAGAAGAAAUUCCAACACCCAUGGUGAUAGGCACCAGAGUGACAGCAAAAGUCCAUCCUGAGGGUGACGGAUUGCGAUUGUUUACGGGUACUGUGGAUGCUGUCGACAACACAAGUAAUGCAUACAGAAUCAAUUUCGAAAGGGAAGGGAUCGGCACGCACUCUGUUCCUGAUGUGGAAGUUGCUAGUGAAGAGUAUGAAGCUAUGAACCUGCAGUUGUUUAUCGUGAAGGAGCGCCCAAAGAUAGUUGGUGCUAGCUCACCACCAGAACCUAUUAUUGGUGGUAUUAGUGGAAGGCGAAGCCGUGAAGAUUUGGUGACAGCAUUGCCAGCUCAAAUACGAUUGGCGGAAGCGCUAAACAACAGAGCGUCUGGUACUUAUGGUGGCUUUCCUGUCCGCUUCUUGAUCUAUUUGACUAAAUUAUCAAAAAUCAUAGCUUUAAAGAGAAAGUACGUUGACAAACUGAAAGAAAUGAAUAGCGAAGCAGAGCGUUGCAAGCCUUUUAAAGACAAUUUUAAAAGGGAGUUCCAAAGGAAUUAUGCGUUCGUUAUUUUAGAGUUAGAAAAAAUAAAUCACGAGUUAAACACAACUUUUAAUAAUUUGCAAGAGUUUAUGAGAACUGUUGCUCCUCAAUUGGGUAUGUUUGACCAGUCACUCGUCAUUAAGCACGAAUGUGACGAAACUGCGACCCAUCUUGUGGAAAGCUCGCAUUGUUACGUGGAAAGCAAACGCAUGAAGACAUUGGUAACGAAAUUGACGUCAUUGAUGCUACAGGUUAACAGUUUUGCGGCGCGAAACAGCGGGACAUUUGAAAUGUCUUCUCUGGACGAAGCUUUACGCGAUAUUAAAAGCACGUUAAACGUAAGUAAUAUACCGUUGUUCGAAGAUAAAGUCGAAACAAACGUUGCGUACAUAAAGAACGACCUGCAAGAAGGCGUAAGCAUGCUCUCAGCUUUUAAUACACGAAAGGUUAAAUCUGAAAAACGCGAAAAUAACGAUGAUUUGACGUCUGAGGAGGAGGAAGAAGAAGAGCACGAUGAGGAAGAGCUUGACAUUGGUAUAAUGUAGGAGAUCGGUAUUCAUGAUACGAGAAAAAAGUUUCACCUAAUGUCUAUUGCUGUAUAGCACGAGUACCUGCGACCGGCUAAAUCAUGGUUAAUCUCUCCACAAGAAAAAUCUUCACGGGGACACUUCUAGCAGACAAUUUAUAUAGCGGACACCUUGCCAACCUUAAAGUUUUCAAUUCGAACUUAUUUGUUUGUUGCAAAGACCCAAUGUUUUGUAAAAAAAUAAGAUUAAACAUCAUGAUGGAGUGAAACACUGUUGAAAUUCGCUGAAACAAGCAAAAAGAAAUUAACUUUCAUAUAUAUAUUGGAAAUUGAGAUUUUUUGAGAGAAAUACUUUUAGGUACUAAAUUA